UACUCCAAUCCAAGUCUCUUUAGAGUAGUGGAGUACUUACCUUACCAACGUAUCUUACGGUUAUUCCACAUCACGACGUUCAUCCAUGCGGUCGGUCAAAUAAACACACCGGUGUGUUGUGUUUUUAAAUAUAUAAAUUUUGUUUAAUUAAAAAUUCAACAAUUUAUUGUUGUUGAUCAAACAAAAUAAAUUCAAGUUAUUUUUUAUUUUUUUUUUUUUCUUCGUUUUAUAUUAUUUAAUAAUAAUCAUCAUCAUCAUCAUCAUUAUUAUAUUGUCAAAUUUAAAUUUAUUUACUGUGAAAAAAAUUUUAAUUUAUCAAAAUUAACGUGAAUUUAUUAAUUUUUUUUUUAUAAAAUAAAAAUCAAAUGAAAAAUUAUUAAAAAUAUAUAAAAAAAAAAAGAAGAUAUUUUCUGUCAAAGACACGUGGAUUAACGGGCUGUACUGGAAGAACGUCAACAUCAACAAGUUGGAUUUUAAUAAAUUUCUUAACUUGAAGAUAUUAUUAAUAUUAUUUUGUUAAUAUUGUUUUAAAUUUUAUGUGACAUUUUGUUGUUUUUUUUAAAAAAAUUGUUAUAAAGAAUGUGAUUAAUCACGUAUUUGUGCGGUGAACAAUAAUUAUUGUUAUUUGGAUAUUGACAGUUUGAUAAUAUUUGUGACAUAGUGAAAUUUUAAAAAGUGUGUAUAUAUAUUAUUAUUUUUUAAUUUAAAAAACGCACGAGUCUUGGAAUAUUUGGCAUGUUUUUAAUAUCUUGGAACUGGACAAAUGUAAUUCUCAUUUAAAAAAAAAGCUGUCUUAAUGGAAUGACGAUAAAGAUAUUAUCAUACUGGAAAAAUAAAAAAUUCGAGUGUGUCGAAUAUAAAUAUCGACAGCUCAAAUUAAAUAUUUUGUUUAAAUAAAGUGUAAUGAGUGCAUAUCUAAGCACCCUGUCACCAUUCGAUCACGAUAAAAAAUAUCACCCAGCAGCAAUGCGGGAAAAAGAUUCAAGUCCACGUAAAAUGACAGGACAUACAAGUCCAAAACAAGCAAGUAUUUAUCCUUUAAGUGUACGUGUUACAGAAAAUGAUGAAUUACCAUAUGAUUUAAGUCAUUCAAAUUUAAGUCGUAGUCAAUUAUUAUCAAGUCCAUUAAUGUGUCAAGCACAUAUGAGUCCAGCAGAAUGUCCAUCAACAAUUAAUCAUCAUCAAAAUGAUAUUGAUUGUGAACCACUUGAUUUACGUGUUGAUUAUAAAAAAGAACAUUUACAUGAUGAAAAUCAAAAUGAUAUUGAAGUAUUAAAUCAAAAUGGUAUAACAUUACCAUAUCAUUCAGUUUUAUUUUCUCAACAUCAUGCUGUACAUCCACUUGUACUUGAAGCAAUGUAUCGUAAUCAUCAUCAUAAUAAUAACAACAACAACAAUUCGACCACCAACAACAACAACAAUAAUAAUACCAAUAAUAAUAAUAGCAAUAAUAGUAAUAGUAGUAGUAAUAAUAAUAAUAGCAGCUCACAUAAAUUAUCAGAUAUUCCAAAAAUUCAAGUACGUGCAUUACCAACAAUGGUACCAAUAAAAUCAAAUCGUUAUUUAACAUCAUCAACAACAGCAGCAUCAACAACAUCACCAACAUCAUCAUUAUUACAACAUCGUAAUAAUAAAAGUCCAAUACCAAAUCAACAAACUACAUUAUCAUCAAGUCAAACAAUAUCAACAUUACAACAGUCAUCAAUAACAAAUAAUAAUAUACCAUCAUAUACAAUUAAUGUUACAAAUGGUUUAAAAACAAAAGAUCGUUAUUCAUGUAAAUUUUGUGGUAAAGUAUUUCCACGUUCAGCAAAUUUAACUCGACAUUUAAGAACACAUACUGGUGAACAACCAUAUAAAUGUAAAUAUUGUGAACGUUCAUUUAGUAUAUCAAGUAAUUUACAAAGACAUGUUAGAAAUAUACAUAAUAAAGAAAAACCAUUUAAAUGUCCAUUAUGUGAAAGAUGUUUUGGACAACAAACAAAUCUUGAUAGACAUUUAAAAAAACAUGAUGCUGAUGGACCAACAAUAUUAGAUGAUGUACGUACACAUUAUCAUGGACAAUUACCAAGAACAGAUGAAUCAUAUUUUGAAGAAAUUAGAAAUUUUAUGGGUAAAAUAACAUCACAAAGACAAAAUAUACCAUAUUUUUCUGGUUUAUUAAAUAAUAAUAAUAAUAAUAAUACUAUUAAUAAUAAAAAUAUUAAUAAUAAUAAUAAAAAUAAUGAUGAUUUUAGAAAUGAUAAACAACAAUUACAUAUUGAUGAUAAACGUGGUGAUUCAUCGUAUUUUAGUGAUCGUGAUAAUCUCAGUUCAAGAUCAAGUAGUAGUGCAAGUAGAGCUGAAAGUAUACAUGAUGAUCAACGUGAUACAAAUACACCACCAUUAUCACCAGUUAAUAAUACCUGACUAAAUUAUCAUUAUAAUUAAUCAUUUAUCAUUGAUGAUAAUAAUAAUAAUGAUAAUUGUAUAAAUGCUUUAUGCAUUAUUAUUAUUAUUUUUUAUAUGAGUAUAUUGUCUCGUGAUAAAUUACCAAUUGACCAUCAUCGUCAUCAUUAUCAUGAAAUAAAUACGAAAAGAAAAAAAUAUAUAUAUAAUUUAAAUUGAGAGUAAUAUGUCCAGCUAGCAAUAAAAGAAAAAAAAAAAAAAAAGGGGAAAAGUCAUAAAUAACAGACAGUUAAAUGCAAUAUCAUUGAGCAAAUGAAGAAAUGAAAUUCAAGUAAAUAUAUAAAAUAUUUAUAUAGAUAAAUAAAGUGAAAAAAAAAAAAAAAAAAAGAUUGAAACGAAUUGGUUAAUUCGUUCCGGUUGCAAGAAGUUAGCUCAAAUGACUCUAGAUUUAACGACCUAGAAAGUGAUAUUUGAGUACGAUGAGGUACCAAUCUCGAGCAAAACCAAUCAUCGAUAUAUAUAUAAUAUAAACCAAGUAUUGGCUGAUGAUCAAAAACGAUAAAAUAUCAGAUCAAUCGAUGGUGAAAUGGAUUAGAAAUCGAUGGGCGUUUUAUUCUCGACACCUUUGAAUGAUUCAACGUGAUUAUUCUACCAGCUUAUUUCAUCAAUUUUAUUAUUAUUUUUGUUUUCAAAAUUUACAAAUAAUAUAAUCUCAAAUUUGUUCAACGAUUGUCAAUUAGAUUUUUAAAAAACGUAGCGAAUAAAACAAUUAUUAAAAAUCAAGUUAAAAAUAGAUUGAAAAAUUUGUUUUUUUUUUUUUUUUUUUUUAAAUGUAAUAAAUAUAAUUCCGGUUUACAUGGUGGAUGUGAGCCAGACAUGGAAAAGUGAGAAAAGGAAAUGGGUGCGAUCCGUGGGAAGAAGGAUGAAACGUGCUUUCAAGAUAUUGCCCAGAAUUCUCGAGGUGAAAGAAAAAAUAAAAACAACUAAACUAAAGUAAAGAAGCAAAAAAAAAAAAAAAAAA
This is a messenger RNA of Aphidius gifuensis, 3409 nucleotides long. Its product is annotated as MDS1 and EVI1 complex locus protein EVI1-B-like. The record is from RefSeq and is a predicted model, not a curated record. The transcript is spliced from 2 exons. The coding region runs from base 904 to 2409 and encodes 501 amino acids. Lineage: Eukaryota; Metazoa; Arthropoda; Insecta; Hymenoptera; Braconidae.